Molecule: messenger RNA, 2899 nt
Organism: Erythranthe guttata (spotted monkey flower)
Lineage: Eukaryota; Viridiplantae; Streptophyta; Magnoliopsida; Lamiales; Phrymaceae
Product: kinase with adenine nucleotide alpha hydrolases-like domain-containing protein
Biological process (GO): protein phosphorylation
Molecular function (GO): ATP binding; protein kinase activity
Source: RefSeq, a predicted model, not a curated record
UGGGUCCCACUACCAAAAGCACAGAAAAGCAAGCAUAAUAGGUGAUUGUAAUAACUUGAACCAAAAUUGCACACAAAAGUUUUCCCCAUCUAAUUUUUUUGGUGGGCAGAUCAAUCAGACAGCCAUAUUAUAUAUCACUCUUCUGACAUUUCUCUGCUGCUUAAUUCUUGAAAACCCAAAAUCAAAAAAAAAAAAAUCAUAAAAUACUCAAAUUUCAGUUACACAGAAAUUUUAACCACCACUGCCAGCAAAACGGCCCUCUUUUUUAAUAGGGUUCUUGUUUUGAUCAGGGUUCCCGCCGGUGGCAGAGUUGUAAAUUGAAGUGAGAGAGAAUAAAAAAAAAGGAAGAGUCUUGAAAUCUCUGUUUCAGUUUUUUUUUUCUUUUUGUGUGUGUGGGAAAUGACUCAGAUGGUGGUUGCUGGCGGCGGCGAUGGGAGCUCCGGCGGGCGGACGGUGGUGGUGGGGGUGAAGCUGGACUCACACAGCAGAGAAUUGCUGACGUGGGCUCUCGUGAAAGUUGCCCACGCUGGUGAUUGCGUCAUUGCACUCCACGUCCUUGACAACAAUCAAAUAGUGGAUCGUGACGGAAAAUCAUCCCUUCUCUCUCUGGUUAAAGCUUUCGACUCCAUUCUUGAAGUUUACGAAGGCUUCUGCAACUUAAAACAGGUAGACCUAAAACUGAAAAUAUGCAGAGGUACGUCGAUCAAGAAAAUCCUCGUACGAGAGGCGAAAUCUUAUUACGCGUCCGAGGUUAUUUUAGGAACUGCUCAGACUCGCCAUACUAUUCGUUCGUCAGCUUCCGUUGCUAAAUACUGCGCACGGAAGCUCGACAAAAAUUGCUCGGUUUUAGCCGUAAAUAAUGGCAAAAUUCUCUUUCACAGAGAAUCGAAUUCAUCCUCUCGUAUUACCGUUAAAGAAAUCGAAAAUCACCGACGAAAUGGUUUACUCAACGCCCUUCAACGAUCAUUCAGCAAAAACACUAAAGUGCUUAACAGUGAUUAUGGUAAUAAUAAUAAUAAGACAAUGUUGCUGACAUGGAAAGAAGAAGGUGGUAAAUCGGAACAAAGAAAAUGUUCGAUUUGUUCGGUGGGACCCGAUGAAGAGCCUUUAAACGAAGACAGUAAAGCUAUUGUCUCGGUACAUAAACUAGAGGAGGCUGCAGCUUCUAGUUCGAAUAUUUCACUAUUAUUAAAAGAAUUACCGGAAAUAAAACCAGGUUGGCCGCUUCUCCGUCGAGCGAUGAUGACAUCAUCAUCGUAUAAUUCCACAGUGAGGCAAAUCUCCGUGGUUCAAUGGGCAAUGAGACUACCGAGUAGAUAUCAAUACCAUAUCUCGAUCGAGAAUAAUUCUGACCAAUCUUCUGCAGUUCAGAACGGUGCAGUUCUUACAGUUGGUUAUAACGAGACCUUAUCCGUUUCCUCAUCGUCGCUCGAGUGCAAUUCAAGAACCUUACCGGAGGAACUCGAGGGUUUUCACGAGAAGUACUCCGCCAGCUGUCGACUGUUCGAACUCAGAGAACUUGUUUCGGCCACGUCCAAUUUCAGACAUGUGAUAGGUAAAGGAGGUAGCAGCCGGGUUUACAAAGGGUGCCUUCCAGAUGGAAAAGAACUUGCGGUGAAGAUAUUAAAACCGUCGGAAGAUUCUCUCAAAGAAUUCAUUCUCGAAAUCGAGAUUAUUACAGCUUUGCAUCACAAAAAUAUUAUGUCGCUUUUCGGAUUUUGUUUCGAGGACAAUCAUCUCGGUUUGGUGUACGAUUUUCUAUCCAGAGGAAGCCUCGAAGACAAUCUUCAUGGUAAUAAAACGGAACAGGUGGCGGUGUUUGGGUGGAUCGAGAGAUUUAGAGUUGCUGUGGGUGUAGCUGAGGCUUUGGAUUACCUUCACAACCGAGAAGAUCAACCCGUUAUUCAUAGAGAUGUUAAGUCUUCGAAUAUACUUUUAUUCGACGAUUUCGAGCCGCAGCUUUCGGAUUUCGGACUUGCUAAAUGGGCGUCGGCAAAUUCUACUCACACAACAUGCAGCGAUGUUGCCGGGACUUUUGGAUAUUUGGCUCCUGAAUAUUUUAUGUACGGAAAAGUAAACGAGAAAAUCGAUGUAUAUGCGUACGGAGUGGUUCUUCUCGAGCUUUUGUCGGGUAGAAAACCGAUUAGUAGUAACUGCCCAAAGGGCCAAGAGAGCCUUGUUAUGUGGGCAAAGCCAAUUUUAAAUUCCGAAAAAUUCGUUCAAUUAUUGGACCAUAAUCUGGGCAACAAUUACGAUCACGAGCAAGUUGAGAGAAUGGUUUUAGCUGCUUCACUCUGUAUUAGACGUGCACCGAGAGCUCGACCUCAAAUGAGUGUUGUUCUCAAGCUUCUAGAAGGUGACGAAGAGGUAGUGAAGUGGGCAAGAUUGCAAGUGAAUGCUUCUCACGAGGUUUGCGAAGAAGGGAUUGAUGCAAUAGACGAAGAGAUAUUUUCGAAAUCGAAUCUUCAAUCACAUUUGAAUCUUGCAUUGCUCGGUGUGGACGAAGAUUCUCUUUCGGUAAGUAGCAUCGAGCAAAGCGUUUCUUUGGAAGAUUAUCUACGCGGCAGGUGGAGUCGUUCCUCUAGCUUCGAUUAAUCGAUUUUUUUUUAUAUUGGAAGAUUUAUAGGGGUGUGAUUAUUUUUCGGGUUUUUUUUUCGUUUGCUCGUUGUUCGAUGUGGGCUUGGAUGUGAGGUUGUUUGUGGCUAUGUGCAUGCCCUCCUCCUUCCCUUUGUAGUUGUGAAGGUGAAGCAAUUUUAUAUUUUUUUUUCAAGAAUGAUUAGUGUAUGAUUUCAAUUUGCAUGAAAGAUUUGAUGAGUUUUGGUUGUUGUAUGACUCAUUAUCAAAAGUGUAAUGUACAAUCUUUACAUGAUAUAUAUUCAUUAGUCUUUUUUUUUUUAAA